Messenger RNA from Beta vulgaris subsp. vulgaris (sugar beet), 1683 nucleotides. RefSeq names its product cystathionine beta-lyase, chloroplastic. Lineage: Eukaryota; Viridiplantae; Streptophyta; Magnoliopsida; Caryophyllales; Amaranthaceae. Bases 210 to 1589 code for a protein of 459 amino acids. The record is from RefSeq and is a predicted model, not a curated record. Gene Ontology annotation, cellular component: cytoplasm. Gene Ontology annotation, molecular function: pyridoxal phosphate binding. The transcript is spliced from 13 exons. Gene Ontology annotation, biological process: 'de novo' L-methionine biosynthetic process; transsulfuration.
UUGAAUAAAUCAGCCUUGUUCUUCUCCUGCUACAUUUUCUCUCUCUUCCUAUCUCUGCUCCAUCUAACUAGCUCUUCCAGUAUAACUAAUUUUUCUCUCUCCUAUAUAUUCUUCCAAAAACACUCAACUCUCACUACAACCAAGCUUUUUGACUUCACUCUUAAUUCAUUCUCUCAUAAACCCUACCAUUUUUUCUCUAACUUUCAACAAUGGCGGCUUCUUCCCUCUCUCUAAAACCUUCAUUUUCUUCUUUCUCCUCUGAUUUCACCUCUCCUGGAUUGUUAUCUGGUGUUUAUCCGGUAAGUGUCGGGUUCAAUUCACCGAUUUUAGGGGCUAAGAAUCGCGCGUUUCAGCUUAAUUGUUUGGGAGAGAAAUCAAUGGAUGUCAAAACUUCAGCUUUGGUUGAUGGUGUUGCAGAGUGUUUUAAUGAAAUAGAGGUUAAGGAGCCGAAUGUUUCGACAUUGUUGAUGAAUUUUGACAGCAAUAUUGAUCCUUAUGGUUCGAUGAGCACACCUUUGUACCAAACUGCCACGUUCAAACAGCCAUCAGCGACAGAAAUGGGUCUUUAUGACUAUACAAGAAGUGGGAAUCCUACACGUGAUGUCCUGGAGAGACUCCUGGCAAAGCUGGAUAAGGCUGAUCGAGCAUUGUGCUUUACUAGUGGAAUGGCUGCUCUUGCUGCUGUGACUCAUCUUGUUGGAACUGGCCAGGAAAUUGUUGCUGGAAAUGAUAUCUAUGGUGGAUCUGAUCGAUUGUUAUCGCAAGUCCUUCCUAAGACAGGAGUUGUGGUGAAACGGGUAAACACAACUGAUUUGGACGAAGUCGCGUCAGCAAUUGGACCAUGGACAAAGCUUGUCUGGCUUGAAAGUCCGACAAAUCCUCGACAACAGAUAUGUGAUAUUCGUAAAAUUUCGGAGUUAGCUCAUGCACAAGGUGCUAUUGUAAUGGUGGAUAACAGCAUCAUGUCUCCGGUUUUAUCGCAGCCACUUGAACUUGGUGCAGAUAUUGUGAUGCAUUCAGCUACUAAAUUUAUAUCUGGGCAUAGUGAUAUUAUGGCAGGUGUUCUUACCGUGAAAGGGGAAAGUUUGGCAAAAGAAUUGUAUUUCCUGCAAAAUGCUGAAGGAUCUGGAUUGGCUCCAUUUGACUGUUGGAUUUGUUUACGAGGUGUCAAGACCAUGGCCCUCCGUGUUGAAAAGCAACAGGACAACGCACAGAAGAUUGCAGAAUUUCUCUCCUCCCAUCCCCGAGUUCAGAAGGUUAACUAUGCUGGACUUCCUGAUCAUCCUGGGCGAUCACUGCAUUAUUCUCAGGCCAAAGGUGCAGGAUCUGUGCUUAGUUUUCUAACUGGAUCUAUUGCUCUUUCGAAACAUAUUGUGGAGACAACCAAAUAUUUCAGCAUAACUGUCAGUUUUGGAAGUGUGAAAUCACUUAUAAGCAUGCCUUGCUUCAUGUCGCAUGCUGCUAUACCAGCUGCUGAUCGUGAAGCUAGAGGUUUAACCGAAGAUCUUGUUCGCAUUUCAGUGGGCAUUGAGGAUGUAAAUGAUCUAAUAGCUGAUCUAGAUCAUGCUCUCAAAACCGGACCAGUUUAGCAAGAUUAUGUUAGCCUAUUUGUGAAUAUUUCAAUUAACGUAAAAUUUUGUCAAUUGAUUAUGAAAAUAAUAAAAUUUUGAAGGUUUUAUCUCA